AGUGUAGAGCAGUCAUUUUAUGAUUAGGCGGAGUCCAGGUCCAGGUCAAGUCCGAAGAUAAUGUGGCUCAUACAGCGGGCGGUAGUUUGUUCACUGUUAGUCUGGAAUAAGGGAGUUACCAGAGCAAUGUGUGCACAGGUGAACGACUGGCGGAGUGCCAAGUCCAUUUAUGAGUUCUCAGCAAAGGACAUUGAUGGGAAUGAGGUAUCUCUUGACAAAUACAAAGGAUAUGUUUGCAUCGUCACAAAUGUAGCCUCCAAGUGAGGCAAGACGGGCGUAAACUACACUCAGUUUGCGGCAAUGCACGCCACGUAUGCUGAGAAAGGUUUGCGCAUCCUGGGCUUUCCCUGCAACCAGUUUGGAAGUCAGGAACCAGGAACAGAUGCUGAGAUCAAGGAGUUUGCCAAAGGCUACAAUGCUGAGUUUGACCUCUUCAGCAAGAUUGAUGUCAAUGGUGACAAUGCCCACCCCCUAUGGAAGUGGAUGAAGGAUCAGCCCAAGGGAAAAGGAAUGCUUGGGAACAACAUCAAGUGGAAUUUUACCAAGUUCCUUAUUGAUCGUGAGGGACAGGUUGUGAAGAGGUAUGGUCCCAUGGAUGAUCCAAGUACCGUGGAAAAAGAUCUCCCCAAGUACCUGUAAAAAGCUUCCUGUCCAUCUCCCACUUCACUCGGUACCCCCUUCGUCCCCUGUGGCAGGCUGGCUGUGAGGGUGUCACUGCCCAGAUUAGUGACGGCCUGACCCUAAACCUGUUUGCCAGGGAGGUCAGGCCUGAUGAAACUGGCGUGCAUAACCACUGGGAUGGCCCCUUACCAGUAGCAAACUUUCAGGAGACAAGGCUGAACCAUUUCCCCCUGCACAAAAAAACUUGCACUGGUUUUUUCUACUAUUAUUAUAACCCUAAUAAAGUUAUGAAGACCCAUGA
Clupea harengus (Atlantic herring) is the source of this 922-nucleotide messenger RNA. It is a transcript of the gene gpx4b, whose product is annotated as glutathione peroxidase 4b. Gene Ontology annotation, cellular component: nucleus; mitochondrion. The record is from RefSeq and is a predicted model, not a curated record. Lineage: Eukaryota; Metazoa; Chordata; Actinopteri; Clupeiformes; Clupeidae. Gene Ontology annotation, biological process: response to oxidative stress. Gene Ontology annotation, molecular function: phospholipid-hydroperoxide glutathione peroxidase activity; glutathione peroxidase activity.